This is a messenger RNA of Staurois parvus, 381 nucleotides long. Lineage: Eukaryota; Metazoa; Chordata; Amphibia; Anura; Ranidae. The record is from the annotation of a GenBank genome assembly.
CUUUCACCCCCUUCCAGUCCGGACGCUUUCACUUUCCCCUUCCAGUCCGGACGCUUUCCCCCCCUUCCCAGUCCGGACACUUUCCCCCCCUUCCAGUCCGGACGCUUUUCUCCCCUUCCUUCCAGUCCGGUCCGGACGCUUUCCCCCCCUUCCAGUCCGGACGCUUUCACCCCCUUCCAGUCCGGACGCUUUCCCCCCCUUCCAUCCGGACACUUUCCCCCCUUCCAGUCCGGACACUUCCCCCCAUUCCAGUCCAGACGCUUUCACCCCCCUUCCAGUCCGGACGCUUUUCACCCCCCUUCCAGUCCGGACGCUUUCACCCCCCCUUCCAGUCCGGACGCUUUCACCCCCCUUCCAGUCCGGACACUCCCCCCCCCCCCC